Molecule: messenger RNA, 1364 nt
Organism: Habropoda laboriosa
Lineage: Eukaryota; Metazoa; Arthropoda; Insecta; Hymenoptera; Apidae
Exons: 2
Coding region: 1-1092 (363 amino acids)
Source: RefSeq, a predicted model, not a curated record
AUGAAGUCUCACGCAGCUUGGGAGCGCAGUAUGGACUUCAUCGAGAACGAUUUGCUGCCGGAAAUGGUGCAAGAUCGUUGCUUCUGCGAUGAAAAUUCGCGGGAGUUCGUGGAGAUCGAAACAGCCACGGUUCGACUGGACGAACUUAGCCGAAGUAGCGAGAUCUAUCGUACCACGGUUGUAGUUCGAUUCUCCGGUGAGCCGUGCACGUUCUAUCUUCUGGUGAAGCUACUUCCCGAAGGUGAAGCAGAACACGCAGCUACCACGGCUUACGACGCUUUCCAGAACGAGGAAAUGUUCUACACGAAGAUGACGGCUAAGUACGGCACGGAUCUGGUCCCCAAGUGCUACCUGUCCGAUCUAGGUCGCUACGGGAGACCGGUGAUCGUGCUGGAGGACUUGGAAGCGGAUGGAUACACACAGGUGGACGGUGAACUGGACGAGGAUCACUUGAAAUUGUGCGUGCAAGUUCUAGCCAAGUUCCAUGCCAGAGGGUUGAAAUUGAGGGCGAUCGAGCCGAGCGUCUUCAGGGAAUUCGAGGCGAAACUGCUGGAGAUCGGUCUGACCGAGGAGGCGAUCAUGCGAUACGAGAAGAGGUCGACCAGGAUGAUGGACAUCGUCGAAUCGUCGACUAAUACGAGCUUCGUGGAAAAAGUGCGGAACAGGUUGAACAAGAGCACGCUGGAAAUAGUGAAGAACGUCGCGACAGAGGUGAACGACGUUUCCACGAUAUGCCACGGUCAUUUUUCACACGAUAAUCUGCUGUUCAAAUACCAGAACGGGAAGCCGAUCGAAGCGAAGGUGAUCGACUGGCAAACAAUGAGAUACUGUUCGCCGGCCGUCGAUCUCGGGCCAGUUCUCCUCUACAACGUCACGCACGAAAACGGACCGUCGAAGGUGCAGGAAAUUUUGACGUUGUACGUCGACGCUGUCAGAUCGGAAUAUCCAGACGUGGACUGUGAAAGAUUGAAGGAAGACAUCGUCGACAAGUUCCUUUUUUCUUGCCUCGUUCUCUCGCUUCUGGAACACAUCACCGACGACGAGCUUACACGAGUUGUGCUAUUGUUGGAACAAUUGGACGAAAUCGAUUGAAUCGAACGAUGUGUUGAUUCGUUUUCAUUCGAUCAUAUUGUGUCACUCUCUUCCUUUUUUAUCAUUCGAUGGACUGUUUUAUCGAAGUGCGUAUUUUUGUGGAAAAUUUCUGGCCAAUUUCAGUCACCUCCCGCAAUAAUUCGAUGGAAUUAUUAGACCGAGGGUUUUCGUCGAUGUAAUUGAAAAAUUGAAGUUAGAUAAGUAAAUGUUUUACUAUGUUUGGGGUUUGUUUAUAUGUUUUUGUGGAAAUUUUCUGGCGAAUUUUAGUCAUC